Clupea harengus (Atlantic herring) is the source of this 1093-nucleotide messenger RNA. It is a transcript of the gene grem2b, whose product is annotated as gremlin 2, DAN family BMP antagonist b. Lineage: Eukaryota; Metazoa; Chordata; Actinopteri; Clupeiformes; Clupeidae. The record is from RefSeq and is a predicted model, not a curated record. The transcript has a single exon. Gene Ontology annotation, biological process: animal organ morphogenesis. The coding region runs from base 248 to 796 and encodes 182 amino acids. Gene Ontology annotation, molecular function: receptor ligand activity; BMP binding.
UUGUCUGGUCACUAGUUUACAAUUUAUGUGUUUCUAUUAUUUUUGUCCCAGUGCUCCUAUUACUCAAAUUAAGAUCUACCAACUCCUGCACUUUGAAUCCAAUGAUGUGGGGAAAUGAUGACAGUUUGAGGGAGGGGUGUGUGUGUGUGUGUGUGUGUGUGUGCGUCCGCUCCAUGUAGUGUGUCCCCCGUUAUUCCAGUUAAUUUGUGACAGAAGUACUUAUCGCAAUGCACCUUCUCUCUGUGAAAUGUAUGAUGUUUCCCAUUUGAUUCACAGAAGGACUCCGAUAUUUCUGCCCAGGAUGAACUGUAUGGUUCUAUUGGUGGUGGUUCUGGGCUUGUCAGCCGCUGGUGCACGCACACACCGCCCACACGGCUCCAUCCCCUCACUCUACAAGACUCAUGGCAACACUUCUAGCCGUCAGGCGCAUGGCAAUAAACAAGACAUUCUGGCCUCGAGCCGGGCAGCACUGGUGGUGACGGAGCGCAGGUACCUGAAGAGGGACUGGUGUAAGACUCAGGCCCUGCGGCAGACUGUGAGUGAGGAGGGCUGUUUGAGCCGCACGGUCAUCAAUCGCUUCUGCUACGGCCAGUGCAACUCGUUCUACAUCCCACGGCAUAUCAAGGACCAGGAAUCCUUCCAGAGCUGUGCUUUCUGCCAGCCACAGAAGUUCACCAUGCUCACAGUAGAACUGGACUGCCCAGAACUGCAGCCAACCUUCCGUCAUCGCAAGAUCCAGCGGGUCAAACAGUGCCGGUGUAUCUCCAUCAGCCUAAGCAAGUCAAGUGAGCGGUGAGGUGGGAUUUGGCUUGUGCUAUUUAGUAUGAUUAGUAUGAUACACAAAAACACCCAAAGACCUUGGUAAACCACAUCUCUGAUUAGACACAGCAAAUAUUGAGGACGCCUUCUAUUACGAUAUACACAGUAUAAUGUGCAGCAGUCAACAUCAAGCUCCUACUUAACAUCUGUUAUGCAAGUUAACACCACAGACACUCAGACAGGAAAACAACACAUUGCAUCCCGUGGAUCAGCACAUCCCUCCUGCUCAUAGUGAAAACCUUUCCUGAAUACAUUUGAUUUCAUUCACAGGCCU